GGAAGUUAGUUUUAUAAUAAGAUAAGAUUAGUCAAGGAAGAAUAAGAUGUCUAAAAGUGCCACUGCAGCCUCCCGAGAGUAUAAAGAAAAGUCAAAAAACCUCAGCCAUAUUUACAUGCUGAGUGACACGGACUCGGACUCUAGCACGGGGUCUGAAACUGACCCUGAAGACUCAGAUAGUGAACCUGUGUCAGAAAUAGAACCAACCAAACAGACGGAGACUGCCGAUACCGCUCUAGAAAAUAUAGAGAACGGCGAAGCUCCACAUUCGGAUGUGUCUAAAGUGGCGUUCCGAAGUACUGCUCACACCCAACCAAAAACCGAAGGAGAUCUCUACAUUCACUCUGUAUUGGAAUGUGAGAGUGAGGUGAUGACGUGCCAGUUCAACAACGAAGGGACUCUGUUGGCUGUUGGCCUGAGCAAUGGGACCAUAAAGCUCUAUAGCAUGGACAAUGGGAAUUUUGUACAGACACUGAGAGAUAGCGGCAGCAUUCUAUCCUCUUUACCAGUCACUGCACUGCGAUUCACUCUGAGCUCCUGGUCCCACUGUCUGCUGCUGGCCACCUACGCCAGUGGCUAUGUCAGGUGCUGGUACGUGUGGGGCGGAGAGUGUGUAUGGGUGGUGAGAGAGGUGGGGCAGUCCAGAGGUGGAGAGAGAGGAGGUGGACAUAGACAGACUCUCUCUAUGUCCAUCUCACCCUCUGGAGAGAAAGCUGCAACAGCAGGCUCUGACUCAGCCAUUCAUCUGUAUGACCUCUCCACUCACCAGAGACUGAUGACUUGCAGGGCCAGCUCAACAAGAACAGUUAUGGAUGGACAUUGUUUUCGGGUUUUUGCAGUGACUUUUCACCCUGAGAAGGAAAGAGAAUUCAUUUCUGGUGGAUGGGACAACACUAUACAGUUUUGGGACACCAGACAGCAGCACUCUGUCAGGAUGCUUGCGGGUCCUCACGUUUGUGGCGACAGCCUGCAGAUCGACCCAGCUGCCAAUCACAUCCUAUCUGGCUCAUGGAGGAAGGACAACCCUCUGGAGAUCUGGGAUUAUGGCUCAGGUCAUAAAGUGACUGAUGUUCCUCAUGACUCACAAGGAGAUAGCAAAAUUUACACAUGCCAUUGGCUUGACCAGGAUCACAUAGUGGCAGCUGGAAGCCAAUUAAAUAUGCUGAGAGUCAUUAACCGAUGGACUAUGAUGACUGAAUCCAGGUUACUGGGUCUUUCCUCUGCCGUGUUCAGCUCAUCGCCGUCUCCAGCUGGGAAGUGGAGGGGCCUGAUUGCAGCCACUUCUGGGACUACAGUGUAUCUUCUCCAGCGUGGCACUUGCAACAUUCCAAAAAGAAGGGAGCCUGAGAAGAAACCAUGUAACAAUUAAUGGCAUUGUUAGUUUUUUUUCACUGUUGGUUUUUUCGAGGAGUGUGACUAAAAGAGCAUGUAACAUUUGUGGGUAAAUAAUAAUAAGCAUAACGUCCUAAUAAUGAGCAUAAUUAUUAGCAACAGCAUUCUCUCAGUUGUCCACUAAACUUGCUGUGAAUGCUCCGUUCAUUAAGUUAUGUUAAGAUACAGAAACGUCCGUUAGUGUUUCAUAAGAGGAUAAGCAGUGUUGUGUACAGCUCUUUUCCACACCAACUGUGUUGGCAAGAAUCCAAGUUUUUUGAAACACGUGGGUGCAUUAUUAGUCGAUAAGAAAAAGAACAGUGGCAUUACAAAGCAGCCAUAAUUUGAAAGAUAAAUACUAGUGAAAUUAAACUAAUCAUAGGUGAAACGGGUUGCUGUCUUUUUUUUUUAUUGUAACGUUUCAAUCCUUACACAUUUGUUAGUAAAUUUCCAAAUAGAUAUCUCGCAAACGGAUUUGGAACAUUUACAUUUCACUGUUCCUUCCCCAUCCAGAUCCAGUGGAAGAUAAUAUUGUUGCUUUAAAGAAAAAAAAGACUGGAAUUCAGGGGGGCCUGGGGCGUUCCAUAAAAGGGACUUCAGUAGAGGAAGUCAGUUUUGCUGACAUAAGGAGAGUGUGCUCACAGCAUUGCAGAAAGUAGCCGGAGCUGAUAAAACAUUUUGGACCUACCGAAACACUUGAGGAUUGAAGGGAUAUAACAG
Molecule: messenger RNA, 2091 nt
Organism: Esox lucius (northern pike)
Lineage: Eukaryota; Metazoa; Chordata; Actinopteri; Esociformes; Esocidae
Product: transcription initiation factor TFIID subunit 5
Exons: 11
Coding region: 47-1369 (440 amino acids)
Molecular function (GO): protein binding
Source: RefSeq, a predicted model, not a curated record